This is a messenger RNA of Durio zibethinus, 1775 nucleotides long. Its product is annotated as RGG repeats nuclear RNA binding protein A-like. Gene Ontology annotation, cellular component: cytoplasm; nucleus. The record is from RefSeq and is a predicted model, not a curated record. Lineage: Eukaryota; Viridiplantae; Streptophyta; Magnoliopsida; Malvales; Malvaceae. Gene Ontology annotation, molecular function: RNA binding.
AUUUUUAAGAUUCAAAUUUUGUUUUCAUUUAAUAAACUAUUUGUCAAUCUCUUUUAAAACAAAUAAAAUGCAAAAGUUUUAAAAUGAACCCGACCGCACAUUAACAAAAUCGAUAGGGUUUUUAAGAUUAGGUUUAGCCUCACUCUCUUCUCUCGGCCGCAUUGGCUAGGGUUUUCUCUGUCCUUCUGCAUUUCUCUCUCUUUUUUUUUUUCUUCCCGUUUUAAUGCCUUACGAACAUAAAUUUUAGAUCUUAUUAUUUUUCAGUUAUAUUCACCGCAAUGGCGUUAACUAUACACUAGGGUUCUCUUGUUAUUUUUAAAAAAGAAAAGCUAAAGUUUUUGAUAUUAUUUCUUCUUUGGGUUAACAAAUGGCAACCAAGAACCCUUUCGAUCUCUUGGAUGAUGACACUGAAGACCCAAGUUUGCUUAUUGCUGCUGCUGAGAAGCAGAAGCUUGAAAAGCCUAAGAAAGCUCCUGCUUCGGUUCCAGCUCAAGCUCAGCCGGCUAAGGCUGCUAAGCUCCCCACCAAGCCACCUCCUCCUGCUCAAGCUGUGAGAGAGGCAAAGAAUGAGCCUGGACGGGGAGGGGGCCGUGGUAUUGGACGUGGACGUGGGCGCGGACGUGGUGGGAGUGGGUUCAAUCGUGAUUCCAAUGCUAGUGAUAACUCCGAUGGAUUUUCGGGAAGGUACAGAACCACUGAAGAGGGAGAAGGAGGGAAGCAAGCUGAAAGGCGUGGCUAUGGUGGGCCUCGAGGAUCUUUUCAUGGGGGUCGCCGUGGUGGUUUUAAUGAUGGAGAAUCUGGAGAAGGGGAACGCCCUCGCAGGCAGUAUGAUCGCCAUAGUGGGACUGGACAUGGGAAUGAGUUCAAACGUGAUGGUGCCGGACGUGGUAAUUGGGGUAGUCCUACUGAUGAAGCUGCUCCAGAGACUGAAGAAAAUGUUCCUGAGAAUGAAAAGAAUGUGAGCUCUGGGAAACAGUCUGGAGAGGAAGAUGCUGUGGAUGCUAACAAGGAAAACGCAGCAAAUGAACCUGAGGAGAAGGAGCCUGAAAAUAAGGAGAUGACUUUGGAAGAAUACGAGAAGAUUCUUGAGGAGAAAAGGAAAGCUUUGCUUGCUCUCAAGACUGAAGAAAGGAAAGUUGAUGUCAAAGAGUUCGAGUCCAUGCAACAACUUUCAAAUAAGAAGAGCAAUGAUGACAUAUUUAUCAAACUGGGUUCUGAAAAGGACAAACGCAAAGAUGCUGAUAAAGAAGAAAAAGUCAAAAAGUCUGUCAGCAUCAAUGAGUUCCUGAAGCCAGCUGAAGGGGAGAGGUACUAUGGCCCCGGGCGUGGUCGAGGCCGUGGUCGCGGUCCCAGAGGUGGAUUCGGAGGCAACACAGCUAGCGAUGUGCCAGCCCCCUCAAUUGAAGAUCCUGGGCACUUCCCCUCAUUGGGUGGCAAGUGAGAUCAGCCACUGCAAUCUACACGAUGGGUUUCACUUGCUUGGAAUUCAUUGUGAUCUUUCAAGAGGAAUGAUGACUUUAUCAGAAACCGUUUAUGUUUUUGUGUAAAUUUUAGAUAAUUUACCCAUGGGUCUACAGACUCAUGGUCUUUUCCUGACAUGCACAUCUUUUUUUUUUUUUUUUUUUGCCUUGAGUUUUUUGUUUUGGGUUAAAAUCAGAGCUUAUGGAUUACAACUGAGAAGUAGUGGCAUCGGUUUUGUCGGUUCGAGUAGGUUGAGACCGUUUUAGUUGGUCCUGUCUGAAAACAAUGCAUUCAUGUUAUUGUUUCUUUUAAUC